Molecule: messenger RNA, 4045 nt
Organism: Pecten maximus
Lineage: Eukaryota; Metazoa; Mollusca; Bivalvia; Pectinida; Pectinidae
Exons: 28
Coding region: 429-3788 (1119 amino acids)
Cellular component (GO): membrane
Source: RefSeq, a predicted model, not a curated record
UUAAACUUCCUUGUCCUCAUACAUGUAUGUAAAGAGGCACAAACUCGCACUUAAUAUCAUCGAUUUGAAGCUUUUGCUGUUUAUAAAUACCGAGUUUGUUCCGGGACGAGAAGAGAACUUGACCCACUGUUUCUGAUGUGUAGGAUAUAGAGGAUUAACUUAGACAGAAUCCAAACACUGCCAGGGUCAUUUAAGGACCUGCCUUGUUUUGGAGGUGGAGGAAAGCCGGAGCACCCGGAGAAAAACCACCGACCUACGGUCAGAACCAGUACCCCACGACGGUGGGUUUCGAACCCGCAACCCAGAGGACUGUACAGGCCUACUGUAAUAGUACAAAGGCCGACCUACCCUACAGGCCAGAUUGUGACAUCAUGUAUGAGUGAGCUCCCGUAGCAGUGAUUCGAUUCUGUAUUGAGACACAAGCAGUUAUGACAGUAAUAAAUACCAAUCCUGUUUCUAAGGGCAGAUUUACCAGAGUAGCGCAUGCGCUGUUGGUGUGCACCACACUAGCAAAGGGUGUUGGAGUGACCUACGUGGUAAUAGUCUCCCUGAUGAUAGGACGAGAGGGAGUGUUGGAUCAGGGUCAGAGGAUGGUCUUAAAUCAAUUUUACCUCUAUGGACUUCCACUAGGCGACCUGUCCGAGGGCGUGGCCUACACGCUUUACGUCAUGCUACCACUGAAUACCAUCUUCGGCAUUAUCGGACUUUUGGGUGUUUUAUGUAGAAACAAGCUGCUUAUCCUAAUGUAUACCGGAUCCCUCGUCCUGGCCCUCGUUCUGGACAUCAUAUUACUGACGCUUACCUCUAUAUUGCUCAACGGGCUAAGUUCCUGGGUUCAGGGAAGCUUUGAAAACGCCUUCUCAUAUUAUAGUAGUGCAUGGAUCAACACCGACCUUCAAACUGCUUGGAACGCCAUGUUUAUAAAUCUGGACUGUUGCGGUGUGUCAGGGACGUACAACUAUUGUGCUGGUAUUGGCACUAAGCCCGGCUGCUGGAACAAGUACUAUACCCCUAUGACAGGAUCCGUUUUGUCACUGUUCAUACUUUUGAUUUACAGUAUCGUACUAGAUAUUGUUGGCCUUGUGAUCGCGGAGUUGGCGUACCAACGUCUCGACAGCAAACUAAAAAACAAUUGUUCUUCUAGCAUGUACAGAGAGUUCGGCAAGUUUGUACAAAGAUCAUGGCAAAUGGGCAAAGCCAAAGUCAUAUUUACUGUGAUCACAGUCUUAGACAUGAUGGCUGGUCUAGGCAUGGUCGUUGCCGGAGCAGUAACGCUUCAGAGCGACUUUGUGUCGAACAGUUUUCUCAGUCCCCUUUUCGGAAACCUGCGAUUUUACAACAUUUACCUUCCUGAACUAAUGCUUGGACUGGGUGUUACCAUGAUAAUAGUUGGAGUUUUCAACACUGGAGUGUGUGGUCUUGGACUUAACAUACUCUGUUUUAAAUCAAAAUCAAAGAUUAUAAUCGCCCGAGUCCUUCAGACUGUUAUGACUGUGGUGUUCUUGACAAUGCUUGUUUUCUGGAGUGUAAUGCUGGAAGAGGUCAGGGGCAAGAUGGAGUUCCAACUCUAUAAAGAAUUUCUGGGUUAUGAUAGUCAGUUCGACUAUGGAGAUUAUUUUACCCAGUCAUGGAAGGCACUUUUUGUCACUUUUACAUGUUGUAAGGUUAAAGGGCUGGAUUAUAUGGUUUCCCCAAUAUCCUCCGGUAUACCAGAGCAGUGUUUGUAUGAAAGAACACCGAUCAACUCUAACUUACAUUAUGUCGGAGCCACCAUUACAACUGGUACAAUAAACCAAGAGUUUUGUGAAGAGAAAUUGUCGGACGAGAUAUACAAAUACCAGGUGACUGUAGCUGUACUUUUUGGGAUUGCUAUCUGUUCUAAGAUCUAUGCUAUAGGAUAUCUGUUUUCCAAGGAUAAUCGGACGGAUGAUGACACUCCCCGCGUACCGCUCUCAGUAACUCUCCGUGGAGUGAAAAGAAAGAAGAUGCAGGUGAUGUUGACCGUCGUACUAGUAACAGGAUUAUCUAUAUCCUUGGGUAUCCUGUUGACGGGGACCAUUCUGAGGUUCGAUAACGUGUUCGGCCACAAGGACAUCAAACAUUUAUUCUCCUAUGUGUACUUAAGUGGAAAUAACCUGGACUUCUGGAUGCUUGCCCUGACGUAUUUUAUGAUAACCAUGGGCAGUGUGACUCUUUUACUGUUUGGAUCCGCUUUCGUGUCGGUAGCAUCUGACUUUCCAGCUUUUUACAUAGCGCCUUUGAGCGGCAUAGUUCUAUCUGUGAGCACCAAACUCAUCGCCAUUUGCGUUUGGAUCAACGUGCGAGUAGAGAUUGAUUGGACUCUGGUGCCCGAAAUGAGAUCCGCUCUGCUGAACUAUUACAGGACAGAUAGUUCUGACAAUUAUUUGUAUCACGGAGAUGUGAAUCUGGGAUUCAAUUUUCUGUUUUACGAGGGAGAUUGCUGUGGCGUUGAUUCGAUCUCCGACUUUUACUCUGUCUCCUGGGUAUCUAACUACUUCUAUCCAUCAUACCCAAGAACGUGUCACUUGGAUGCUGAUACCGUGAGAUGGUACACCAACAGAGCGAUGUCGUCGUUCAAAGAUACAGUCUAUACUAAAGGAUGUGCCAAAGAGGUUCUGGAUUCCAUACAUAAUUACGAUAUCGCGGGAUUUGUCCUACUCUCUUUAUCCUUAGUACUAGAGGUGACGACGUUUGUGUUGCUAGAUCGGCGGUAUAAACAGAGAGUAUCACCUGAUCAACUGAGAGGUGCUUUCUCCACUUUCGUCCGUCACGUAACGGGGAACAGUGUGAAUAACAGCAGCUAUAUGCCAGGCCUGACUGCAAAAACAAUAGUGUUCGCAAGUUUGACUGCCUUCUUAAUGUUGGCUGAAAUACUGCUGUGGGUCGGUGUACUGAUACAAACAUUUGCCCCAGGUUAUUUGACAUAUGGUUUGGUGAAAAAACUCACCGAGGCGGAGCAUUGGUUUAACGAUCAACACCCACAUUUAGGCUACCUCCUCUACGGACUUCUGAUCACUAUAUUUGUCACUGAGAUGCUGUUUGUCAUAAUGCACGUUAUCACUAUAUUCGCAAUGAGAACGCAUCGAAAGGGAUUUAUUUAUAUGUCCGUCGUGUUGCUUGCGUUUAUGAUAAUAUGCGAUAUUAUCACCCUCUCUCUUGCGUCAGUAUUGAAUGAUAAGGCUGGCCAUAACUGCGAGGAUACUUUCUAUUGGUUUGGAUUUUGUGAUACACAAGCAAGCUCGGUGUUCCUAAUGACAGGAUUGUUUAUCGGAUUUGAUGUCGUUCAUACAGUUUGUUUGUGUGUGUUGAUCGCCUUAGCCCUACAUCUCAGUAAGAUUGCUUCUCCAGUGACGUUAGUGACUCCAGUAGAUGGGCUUUCUGGACUUGAUACUGUGUCAAUAUCACAACCCGUCCAACGGUCGUCUAUAAGAGAGAACCAUGCUGAUAAUACAAUAGCAAAUUUUUCGUCAGAUCAUUCCGGCCAUACAACCGGCCGCAAGUCUUCUAAAGCACAGUCAAACACUGAACGUGAAACACCUAUUUCCCAACCGCGCACUGGCCGGCGAACAUCUAUUGCCCAGUCUAAUAAAGGCCGUCGAACAUCUAUAGCUCCGCCGACCACAGGACGCAAAACAUCUUUAGCCAGACCGACGAAAGAUCGCCGGUCAUCAGUUACAUCUAAUGCUAGAUCGGUUGAAGACCAGACUACCUUACCUCAUGAAAAUGACAACAUUGAUGACGAUGAUCUCGAAACAACGUAUGCCUGAAGUGAAUAACCCAUUUGUGUUUGAGAAAAGCCUUAAAUUCUAUUCAUUAGAUUACUUUGAUUUAUCCAUUAGCUAAAUCGGACGUGGAAAAGUAUGUGACUCUUGUGUAGACAAUAAAAUUGUGCACCUGGACAUUAUCUUCAGGGUGGGAAAUGUCAAAACUUUAUAGAGACCAACCAACCAAUUGUUUUCCCAUAGACUUUAGUGUUAACGUUUUGGAGUAUCUCAUUCAAAUUCUUGAAUUCAAUAUGACAAGU